Messenger RNA from Acanthoscelides obtectus, 902 nucleotides. The record is from the annotation of a GenBank genome assembly. Lineage: Eukaryota; Metazoa; Arthropoda; Insecta; Coleoptera; Chrysomelidae.
UUUAUUUACAAAUCUUGCUUACUUUGACAGGUGAGUCUAUUCAAAUGUUAAGUUACUGUUUUAGAGGGCUUUUACCAUAUUUUUUUCUUAAAACAUAUUUGCAGCGUGUAUUUUUUUCCUCAGUUGCUGUUUCGGGUAAUAUGGAAUAUUCCAUAUUAUACUGCUUCUAGGUAUCCCAUAUUACCCGAUGUUUUUGUUUUGAGAUUUAACGAUAUUUGUGAAGAGACAAAAAGCCUAAUUAUCAGCAAAACUUGGGUCGUUUUGCGUAUGAAACAAGUUUUUUUUUUGCAGAAACUAUGUCGGCAAGAAAAAGAAAGCAAUGGCAGUCUGAUGAUAUGCGCAAAGCAAUUGAAGAUGUUAGAAGUAACAGGUUGGGCUAUUUGUCAGUUGCAAAACGUUAUAGCGUUCCACGAGCAACACUUCAUCGCUUGUGCAAUAAAGAAGGUUCUCCUGAUACUGUUUGCAGUACUACAUUAGGCCGAAAAACAGCUUUGCCACCGGAAUUGGAAACAGAACUAGUGAAGUAUUUGUUGAUAAUGGAUCAAAAGUAUUAUGGAUUAACCAGAAAAGAUUUGCGAUCAAUGGCUUUUCAGCUGGCUCGACGCAACAGGCUUCCACAUCCAUUUUCAUUUUUACGGGAAUCAGCUGGAAAAGACUGGUUGUAUGGUUUUAUGAAAAGGCACAAAGCUUCUUUGAGCAUUCGAAAACCAACUGGCACUUCUCUUAUUAGAGCUCUCGGUUUUAAUAAGGAAGACGUCAAUGAGUUUUUUAACCUGCUUGAGAAACUUAUGACAGAAAAAACUUUCAUUGUGACAGGAUUUACAAUGUUGAUGAGACGGGGUUAUGUAUUGUACAAUCCAAAUGUCCCGAAGUUGUCUCAAAAAGAGGCAAACGACAAGUAG